Acinonyx jubatus (cheetah) is the source of this 2428-nucleotide messenger RNA. RefSeq lists its product as uncharacterized. The record is from RefSeq and is a predicted model, not a curated record. Gene Ontology annotation, biological process: virion assembly; proteolysis. NCBI's taxonomy places the organism in Eukaryota, Metazoa, Chordata, Mammalia, Carnivora, Felidae. Gene Ontology annotation, molecular function: nucleic acid binding; zinc ion binding; aspartic-type endopeptidase activity. The transcript has 2 exons.
AUGAAGCGGGUGAGGCAGAUGAGAAGAGAGGUGGAGAGUGAACUGAAGAGACAAAGGGCUCAGAGGGGGCAAUCCGCCUCCACCGCCGACUCCACUCUUCUGCCCCUGCGAGCCACCGGACCCCCAGACGCGGAGGGGAAUCAGCCCCAUCACUAUUGGCCUUUCGCCACUAGUGACCUCUACAAUUGGAAAGCUCAGAAUCCUAAGUUUUCCGAGAAACCGGCAGGGCUUAUUGAUUUAUUAGACUCUGUUCUUUUUACCCAUCAGCCCACGUGGGAUGAUUGCCAGCAGCUUUUGCAGGUCCUGUUCACGACUGAAGAAAGAAAAAGAAUCCUCAGUGGAGCCCAAAAACUAGUUCCAGGCACAGACGGGAAUCCCACCACCAACCAGGCUCAGAUAGAUGCCUCCUUCCCCUUAACUCGGCCCCAGUGGGAUUUCAACACGGCAGAAGGUAAGGAGAGGCUCCGGGUCUACCGCCAGACUCUAAAGGGGGGUCUCCGAAUGGCUGCUAGAAAGCCAACCAAUUUGGCCAAGGUAGGAAAUGUACAACAGGGAAAAGAUGAAUCUCUGGCUGCCUUUUUAGAACGGAUCAUGGAGGCAUUCCGUACAUACACCCCCAUGGAUCCAGAGGCUCUGGAAAGCAAGGCAGCUGUUAUCAUGGCCUUUGUAAACCAAUCGGCCAAAGACAUUAGGAGAAAAUUACAGAAAAUAGAUAGACUAGGAGAAAAAAGUCUGCAGGACUUACUGGUGGUAGCCGAAAAGGUAUAUAAUAACCGGGAGCCUCCUGAGGACAAGCAGGCUCGCGCCAUGGCGGCUGCCAGCAGUAAGCAGACUCGAGACCUGGCCAGAAUACUACUAGCUACCACUGCUGACUUCCCUGAGGAAUGAGACUGCCGUCUCUGGCACCUGGCAGACAACACAAGAAAAGGUAAAGGAACCACCAAGCGGGGGAAGCAGAGGCUGCAGAAGGAUCAGUGUGCAUAUUGCAAGGAGAUAGGGCAUUGGGCCCGAGAUUGUCCAAAAAGGGCUGGCGGGAAGGGAAGCAAGACUGAUCGAGUAAAAGUCCUAGAGCUAGAUGAACUAAGUGAUUAGGGGAGUCGGGGUUCAGACCCUCUCCCCGAACCCAGGGUAACUCUUAAAGUGGAGGGGACCCCUAUUGACUUCCUUGUCGACACCGGAGCACAACAUUCGGUCCUCUGCACCCUACAAGGAAAACUAGCCAACAAGAAGUCCUGGGUACAAGGGGCAACUUGUAUGAGCCAGUAUUCAUGGACUACCCGAAGAACAGUAGAUUUGGGAACAGGCCGGGUAUCCCACUCCUUUAUGGUAAUACCAGAAUGCCCCUACCUGCUGUUAGGACGGGACUUACUGACCAAGAUUGGAGCUCAGAUAACUUUCAGACAAGGGGGACCUCAGGUCACCGAUGGCAAGGGCCACCCCAUCCAGGUCCUGACCAUGAAACUGGAGGAUGAAUACCUCCUCCACCAGGAGGCGCUCCCGAGAGAGGAUAAUAUAGACAGAUGGCUACAAGAAUUCCCCUCGGUUUGGGCAGAGACAGGGGGGAUGGGACUAGCCACUCAUAGGACCCCAGUCCUGGUAGAGCUCAAGCCAGGAGAGAGUCCGGUAAGGAUCAAACAAUACCCCAUGUCUCAGGAGGCCUGGAAGGGGAUCCAGCCACACAUCCGGAGACUACGAAGCCUAGGGGUACUAGUUCCUUGCCAGUCUGCCUGGAACACCCCCUUACUGCCGGUCAAAAAGCCUCACACAAAUGACUACCGACCAGUACAAGACCUCCGGAAAGUAAAUAAGAGGGUCGCGGACAUACACCCAACUGUUCCCAACCCAUAUACUCUCUUGAGCUCCUUGGCGCCCUCCAGGGUCUGGUAUACUGUACUAGAUUUAAAGGAUGCCUUCUUCAGUCGUUGCUGGCACCCCAGAGCCAACCCUUGUUCGCCUUCGAGUGGCAUGAUCCGGAGGAGGGCUACAGUGGGCAACUCACCUGGACACGGCUACCUCAGGGAUUCAAAAAUUCACCCACCAUCUUCGACGAGGCACUACACGAGGACCUGGUAUUUACAGACACCUUCUCUGGCUGGGUGGAGGCAUACCCAACCAAGCAUGAAAUGGCUCAGACGGUGGCUAAGAAGCUACUAGAAGACAUCUUACCCAGGUAUGGUUUUCCUGCCAUGGUAGGAUCAGACAACGGACCAGCUUUUAUCUCGCAGGUAACACAGGCAGUAGCCAAGGCGGUGGGGGCAAACUGGAAAUUACAUUGUGCUUAUAGGCCCCAGAGCUCAGGACAGGUAGAAAGAAUAAAUAGAACCCUAAAAGAGACCCUUACCAAAUUAACCAUGGAGACUGGCGGGGACUGGGUGACUCUCCUACCGUACGCCCUUUCCCGGGUUAGAAACACUCCUUACACUCUGGG